This is a messenger RNA of Trichobilharzia szidati, 4051 nucleotides long. NCBI's taxonomy places the organism in Eukaryota, Metazoa, Platyhelminthes, Trematoda, Strigeidida, Schistosomatidae. The record is from the annotation of a GenBank genome assembly.
UCGCUUGGUUCACUUUUCUUCUCACCUAUAACUUCUCUUCACGAUGGUGAAAAUAAUUUGAAAUUUGUUUCUGGUAAUUUUUCAGAUCAACCAAAUAAAUGUUAUUCAUCGGGAACUUGUGAUUUCUUAAGACAAACAACUCCUAUAAUGUCAAGUGAUAUUACAAAUCAUUUAUUGUCACUUCCAGCAUCACCGACAAAUAUGAACACCUCCUCUUCGUCAACAUCAUCUUCAUCGCUGUGUGAACCUACCUCUAAAGAAUUAGAUGGCGGAAUGGAGGGUAUAUCAUGUCAACCCGAAGCAGGUUUAAUGUUUCCCGCUCAGCCGAUGCCACAGAAGACUAAAUUAUGCUCAACUUCAAUACCAAAUGUCCAUCAUCAACAGGAACAAUAUCAACGAAACAACUUUUUAAAUAAUUAUUCAAUUCCGCCGAAAUCAGAUAAACUUUCACCAGGAGUACACAGUAAUCAUCCAUUCAAGCAGCAGCAGCAGCAUCAAACGAAACAACAAUCGACCAUAGGAAUUAACUCAUCUCUACACAGUACUGCAGUAUGCAAUCAAUGUGGUAAAAGCUUUGCGAAUAUUUAUCGUCUACACAGACACUUAUUAAGUCAUACAGAAAGUUAUGAGUUACGUAAAUUUCGCUGUACGCAGUGUACAAAAGCUUUUAAAUUUAAACAUCACUUAAAAGAACAUGAACGGAUACACAGUGGGGAAAAACCAUUUAUGUGUUCUCAUUGUGGUAAACGUUUCAGUCAUUCUGGAUCGUAUUCAAGUCAUAUGUCAAGUAAGAAAUGCAAUAAUAAUAAUAAUAAUAAUAACAAUCAUACUGCUAUUAAUAAUAACAGUACUACUAACACAGUUACUAACAAUACUAAUAUUAUUAACAAUAGAGUUAUCUCCCAAAGUACAACACAGUUAACAACACCAAUGAAUAACGAUGCAUUAUCAGCACAGAUGUCUUCAAACAUCGCAAAUCGAUUUACACCGUCUACUGGAAUUCUAGGGAAUGAAUUAGAUUUGCAGAAUAUAAACCCUGAAGCUGCUAACAACAGUCUUGUCAGAGAAGACACAGAAUUGAGCUCUGUGUCAAGUAUAUUGGAUUCAGUUAGUCAACUGAAUAAUUCUGACUACUUUAUAAAGCUUGAAAAUAUUAAACUUGAUAACUAUUUCACUGACGACUUAUCCACUCGAUUGAACGGAAAUAUAAACAAUUGUGAAAGUAACACGAUUAGCAAUAUCAAUUCUACUGUUGAUACUACAAACAAUAAUAAUAAUAAUGAUGGUAAUAAUAAUGAUAUAUAUUCAUUUGAAGAGCAGGAACAAAAUGACUUACGGGAUAAUUUCAGUAUGAAUAAAUUACCUAAAUCUAUGCUGGAAUCGUACGGUUUUUCAGGCACACUUGGAUUAAAACCAGAAAGUGUUGAACAGUGGAUUCGUAAUAUGUACCCUAAUGAACAGCAUAACUCUCAGUCAGAUCACCAGCCGAAGAGCUUCCCUGAUCCAUUCACAUUUUCAUCUGAUUCUACACAUCCAGUAAUUAAUUUAGUUCCACCUCUGCCGAUCCCACUGUUAACGAGCAAUGACUUAAUCAGUUCUCAGGUGAAUUAUUAUACUGAGAAUCUAAAAACAGAAGAGAAAAACUGUGCAGUACAAGGAUUGAAUCAUAAAGCAGAUUCUAAUUUAUUGGACCCUUCAUCUUCAGUUACUUCUUCACCAACGUCUUCAUGCCUAUCCUUAUCUUCGUUAUUAUCAACACCACCUUCAAUUUCUUGUCCCAGUGUUUUUUGUCCACUAACAUACACGAUGACCACAAGCACGACAUUGUCACUGUCAUGUGCAAGUCCAUCUAAUACACUUCAAUACAAUUCUUCUGUGAUAUUUUCUCAAUUACCGGCAGAUUUUUUGAUGAGACAAAUUUUUCCCAAUUUCAAUACAAAUGAUAUGUCAUCACAAUGUCCAAAUUCAUUGACAGUCUCUCCUUUUACACAACAAAAAAUCGACUCUCUACUUCCAGAUUCAACGAAAACAUCUCCACUCACAGUGACGACACAGUCACCACUAAUAGCACAUAAACAAGAAGAAUUCAGAGAUGAGGCGGAGAAUGCAGAGGACAGUGAAGAGAAAGCACUGGAUUUAUCUUUACCUCGGAUAUGCACACAGCCAUCUGAUGAACAAGGGUGUGACUUGAACCAGUCAAUUUUGCAUCUAUCUAAUGCUUACAACAUUCCAUCCAGCCAUUUAUGGUCGACAUCAUCAACAAUGACAAUUAUGGCAGCUGCUGCAGCGGCGGCCGCUGCGGUGUCCAUUCUUUCUAAAAACUCUAGUGAAGGGGGAAAUUGUUCUAAUCAGAAAUGUGAAUAUGCAUAUUCUAUGGAUAAUUUACUCCAACCAUCUGAACUGACAUCACCCAACAGACUAAGCAACAGUGUCUUUGAUAAAAACCUUAUGCGUAACACUACUACUACUAAUAAUAAUAAUAACAUCGGUCAUAAUGAGAAUGAUAAACGUCAUUAUUAUUUCCCUGAGGACUCUGACUGCUUUACAAAGGCGUUAUCCCUAGCUAGUACGAAAGCAUGUGCAAAGAUGGGCUUUACAAAGAGUACUGAAAUCGAACUGACGGAAAGUCUACCAAAAAAGUUUAAAGAACAAAAUGACGACAAAAUGGACAAUGACAAUGGAAUUGUUGAAUAUUCCAUGGAUGGCAAUGAUAACAAUAGUCAUUUGGAAGAUUUCAGUAUUACGGAGAGUUUAAGCAGACAAGAAUUAAGGCAACGUGGUUUUCAUGAAAGUGUCAACGAUGGCCUCUGCGGUGGCGGUGGUGAUGGUGGGAUGGAGGGUGAUAGCAGUGGUUGCAGUGAUGCUGCGAAUAACGGAACGAUUUAUUCCUGUGAUCAAUGUCAAAAAGUAUUUUCCAAGCAUAGUUCGCUAUCUAGACAUAAAUAUGAACAUACUGGAUCAAAUAAAAGUAACUUAAACAUGAUGACAGGGAAGUAAUAACAAACUCUCAAAGUCUUCGUCCAUUUUCCUGCCGCACUUGUCUAAAAGCGUUUAAACACAAACAUCAUUUGACAGAGCACAAGCGUUUGCAUACAGGUGAAAAGCCGUUCGAAUGCCAAAAAUGCGGUAAACGAUUUAGUCAUUCUGGAUCAUAUUCACAGCACAUAAAUCAUCGGUAUAAAUACUGUCGUUCAUAGAUGAAUAUCAAGCAUAACUCCUUUCUUUCUUUCUUGUUUUCCCCUGUAGUUCAGUUUCCACUGAAUGUUUCUGUUCUAGUCUUUCUCGGAAAUUCCGUUACUCUUGUCUCCUUGGUUUUUCUUUUUCUAUAAUUGAGUUUUUUUCAACUGUACCGUUACAAAAAAUUGUUGUUUCCGUCAAUUUUUCUUAAAAAAAUAGCUUCGAAGCAUAAUCUGUAGUAGUUACUUGGUUCAACGGUACCGCAAAACGUUUCAUUUAAUAACAAGGAAAUCUAACUCCAAGAGAACUUAUUCGGUGAUGUAAAUUGAGCCCGCCAUAGUCUUUUUUUUCCACAAACACAAAACCUCCUCAGUUUCAUCGUAAUCACCAACGAAGCGGUUCAUCUGCCCACGGUGUCCUGUUCUUCCCUUCGAAUAUUUUGGAGAGAGAAAUGUCUGUUUACAUUUCCCAUCUACUUUCUUUUGCAUCAUUUUUUCUUUUCUAGUUUCUGUCUCCAUCACCACACCUUUGAUAAAUUAGACGGGAAUAAAAACUAUAGAUGACGGAGAAUGUGAUAAUGCUCAAUUAUGAAUACAUAUAUUUUUCUACAAUUAUCCUACAGCAUCGUUCGCUUUCUGACGAAAUAACUCUCUAAUGCCCAAGUCUCCCUCCCAAUGACAACCUCUUUCUUCUUCUUCUUCACUAUUAGUCCGCGUAUAAAUUUACAACCUGAAUUCUGUUGUUACACAGAUGUUUUGGGUUUUGUUUUUGUUUUGAUAAAUUAGUACAGUUUUUGUAUUGAAAAGAAAAAAUUCCUGAAAUGAAUUAGAUUCAUAUGAUGUUAAUGAGAUACAUUCCCAACUUAACUAUUUCC